AUGUCAUGUUCAAAAAUUUUUUCAGGAGAUUUACCUGAAUUAACAUAUAAAAUUAUAAAAUAUUUCCAAAAUGAUUUUUCAACUUUACAUUCAUGUAUUUUAGUUAACAGAUUAUGGUGUCGUUUAGCGAUUCCAUUAUUAUGGGAAAAUCCAUUUUCAAUUCCUACAAAAAAUUAUAAAUUUAUUGAAACUUACUUGCAUAAUUUGAAUGAUGAUCUUAAAAAAAAGUUAAGCAUGUAUAACAUUGGUGAUAAUUUAUUUCAUUCAAAUACAUUUUUUAAUUAUCCUAGUUUUAUAAAAUAUUUGAAUAUAUUUAAAGUUAUUAUUUCUGUCGAAAAGUGGUUUGAAACUGCUGUCGGAACUUUAAAACCUGAAAAUAGAUAUUUACAAUUAAAUUCAAAUAUUUCUGCAUCCAAUUUUGAAAGAUUAAUUUAUAUGUCAUUAUUUGAAAUUUUCAUUAAAAAUGAAGUAAAUUUACAUACUCUUGAAAUUGAGAUCAUAAGUAAUAUUUAUAACAUGUAUUAUGAUAUUAUUCUUGAAUUAAUUUUACAAAAUACAGAUUUCAUUCAUAAUAUUAAAAAUUUGAACUUUUAUAACAAUUAUAAUGAACAAGUAGAAAUUAAAAAUCGUACAUUGCAAUUAAUUAACUCAUAUCAAUAUCUUAAAAAAAUUUUAUUAUCUUAUAAUAAUUUUCCUUUAUAUCAAUCAUUAUUAUUAUCAAAAGAUUAUAAUUGUUCAAAUACUUUAAAUACAAUCAUUUUCUAUUACAUCAAUUUUGAAGGCAUAAAUAAUUUAGAUAAAAUAUUUGAUCAAUUAAAUGUUUUAGAAUCUAUUCAUAUUGUUUAUUGUUCUUUUUUAAAUAAUAAUUUUAUUCAACAAAUUAUUAAUUUAACUAAACCAUUCAAAUUAAAAUCUUUAUUUAUAAGCGAGAUAUCACAAAUUGAAUCAUUAAAAUUAUUAUUUCAAAAAUCUGGUGGUCAUUUAGAAAAUUUUGGAUAUAAAUUUGAUUAUAAUUAUGACCUAUCAUUAAAACGACAAUUGUCAGAAUUACUUAUAGUAUAUUGUAAUAAUAUCAAAUUUCUUGAUUUUAAUGAAUUUGAAGGGCAAAUUACUUCAUUCAAUUUAAUUGAAAUGAUUAAACAUAAUCUCAAUUAUCUUUCUAUUAGCAUCAUUGGAUAUAAUGAUACUGAACAUAUUAGUUCAAUUGUAUUACAAAAUUUAGGACAAACUCUUCCUUCUGUAUUAGAAUAUUUAAAUUUGGUUCUUAAAAUUAAAGCAGAUGAUUUUGAAGUAUUUCUAAAAAAUUCUCAGGAUACAUUUAUUAAGAAAUUGUUGAUAAUGAAUAUCAUACAAGGUCAAAAUAGCAUUUUACCUCUUAUAAAAGAACAUAUUAUGGAAAAGAAAAGGGUUAAAUAUUUGGCUUUUAUUGAUUGUGAUUUUGGUUGUGAUAAGGAUUUAUUCUCAUUAAAAGAUGAAGUGAAAGAAUUUAGUUUGCAUAAUAUUAAUGUGAAAAGUUACUACAAUGAACUUAUUGACGUGUAUUAUUUUACAAAGGAAUCUGAUUAG
Rhizophagus irregularis DAOM 181602=DAOM 197198 is the source of this 1566-nucleotide messenger RNA. RefSeq lists its product as uncharacterized. The record is from RefSeq and is a predicted model, not a curated record. NCBI's taxonomy places the organism in Eukaryota, Fungi, Glomeromycota, Glomeromycetes, Glomerales, Glomeraceae.